GGAUUGUUUUAGCGUCCAAAGAGCUUGUCAUAAGAGAGCUAAAUUUAAAUAUAAAUUUACAAAAAUAUAUGUACAUAUGCAUACAUGCGAUUAAAAACAAAAUUUAAAAUUUUGUGUAUAUGUGUAUAAGGUAAAUUAUGAUAUCGGAAGAGAAAUACAUUAUUUCACAGGCCCAAAAAAGUGCAGAUAAAUACACAGCCAAAGCUUGGAUAAUUACGGCAAAAACACUGUACCCAAACAAUUUUGAUGUGCAAUUCGAAGCAUAUAAAUUAGAGAAGGCCGCAAAGAAUUACUCAGAAGCAGCUAAAUGCUUUAGUUACAUUAUUUUAACUUUUCAAAAUCAGCCCGUCGAGUUAUGGAACGAAGUAUCAGAGCUAACAGCGGCUUUACGAGUACCAGAGAACGAAAUAUCACUAGCUCAAGAAUUUUACGUCAAAAUGUUUGAACAUGUUUCAUAUGAUGUGCAACAUAAGAUACUUCUCUUAACGGUUAACAAUACUGAUAAUAGUUUGGAACAAUGUAAACUUCUUUUACUUCUUUUAAGAAGAUUUCCUCAAGCAAUUCCAACUCAUUCACCGCAGCUUUUAGAAAUGAUAGCAAAAGGCAUGGUUUCCCAUGCACCUGAAAAAUAUCAAGAAAUGCUAGUCGAGGAAGCUCUUCCAUUAAUAUAUCAUAAGACUCCCGAGUUGCCAAGUACCUUAGUUUGUCGAAUUUUUACAAUAUCGUUAGAAUUUUAUACUAAGCAGAUUUUUGAAGAUGAGUCUGGAAUUAACUCCUAUGAUGUCUGGAAACAGAUUUUCCAAGUUUUAGCUCUUUGUGGGAAGAUAAUGAAUUGGGAAGCUUUUUUACCUUUCAAUAGAUCUUGGAGUAAAGAUGUGUACUGGCAAAAGUUAAUUGAAAUUGCUACAACAAAUGCCAGUAGAACAUCAGAAAACAAGCAAAUAUUUUUUUACACUGUAACUUUAUUUAUUUUUUCUCUUCAUGAGUAUAAUAUAAACAUCAACCAAAAAAUUGAAGACGUUGAAGUUGAUUUCGCUUUAGUUGAAGGUUUUCGGGAAUGGAGUAAAGAUAGUUCUGCAAUUCGAACGCAUGAGCAGCCAAUAGAGCCACCAGCGAUUUCUGUGACCCCACCUUGUUCCAAAGAAGCUACUAUCGCGUUUGUAACGGCGGCUCACUGUUGGCAAUUGUUGAACUCUCAUGAACAGUCAACACUUGAGAUAAGCCAACUGUUAAUUAAGUUACCUUUAUCCAACUGGUUUAGCAGAUUUAUUCACGACCUUGCAGUUUAUUUUGGCCACCAUGAAGAGGCAAGAAAAUUACUAGGGGAUAUAGAUGGUUGCACUGGUCUAAGUUUCAAUAUAAGAUCAUUAGGGUUAAUAUUAAAUCAAGGGCAAUUAACGAUCCAAGGUUUUGAGUGUAUUUUAAAAAUACUUCAAGAAUUGCCCCAAAUUUCGGGAAAUUUAGUUGAAAAUAUGACAGUUGCUGGACAACAAAGACAUUUACUUUUACUUCCUUUAACUCAGAAAGCGAUAAUUCAGUACUGCACUAGAGCUAUCAUUAAUAGUUUAAAUAGGAAAAUUUUUGAGUCAAAUUGUCCGGAUUUAGUUCUAGGAAAUUUAUUAGUUCUUGCUCAAUUAGAAUAUCCACGCGAAAGCAAUUUAGCCGAACAAAUUUUUACAAUAAUUAGAUCUAAAAGAAGUUUUAGUUAUUUACUAUUCCCAAAUUAUAUAGUUGCAGUAGAUUUUAUUGAAGAGUUUAUGAAUAUAUGGAAUUCGAAUCAUGGUGAAUUUAUUUUAGAAUUUACGUCUACCCAAACAGCCACAAGUGGAACACGACGAAUAGGCACGCGAGGUGCAGAUAAAGGUGUUAAAGAAGAUUUUAAACAUAUUAUUAAACAGCAAACAAGUCGUUGCCAUGAGGAUAUAUCAGUUUUGAUAGCAAAAUUUAUAGAACAAGAGCAUCUAAGUUUGAUUCAAAGUAUGUUUUAAGGUUCUUUUAUAUUAUUUUGUAAAAGCAAAAGGGAAAACUUAUAUAUAUAUAUGUACAUAGAUAUGACUUAUAUAAGUGCUUUUGAUCUUAUUUUUGUUGGGAAUAAGAUCUUCCAUUGUUUCUAAUUAUAAAAAUUGUAAACCUAAAAAUAAAAUUCUCGCUUCACUUUUAUUU
Condylostylus longicornis is the source of this 2163-nucleotide messenger RNA. It is a transcript of the gene IntS10, whose product is annotated as integrator complex subunit 10. Gene Ontology annotation, cellular component: integrator complex. Bases 138 to 1988 code for a protein of 616 amino acids. The transcript is spliced from 8 exons. Lineage: Eukaryota; Metazoa; Arthropoda; Insecta; Diptera; Dolichopodidae. The record is from RefSeq and is a predicted model, not a curated record. Gene Ontology annotation, biological process: snRNA processing.